This is a messenger RNA of Rhagoletis zephyria (snowberry fruit fly), 259 nucleotides long. RefSeq lists its product as uncharacterized. NCBI's taxonomy places the organism in Eukaryota, Metazoa, Arthropoda, Insecta, Diptera, Tephritidae. The record is from RefSeq and is a predicted model, not a curated record.
AUGAAAAAUCCGAUCUGGUUCAUUUUCUGGCUUUUGAUUUUAAUUUUCAUUUCCUUUUUUGUGGCUUUCCUGGGUGCAUUUUUUUAUAUAUUCCUAUAUAUGCUUGAAGCCUGUUGUGGUUGCUGGAAUGGAAUCAAUAAUUUUCUGCUGAAGUGCAUUCAAUUUCCUCAUUUCUGUGCCGAAGCUAUGCUGCAAUGCAGGUCUCCAUGUUAAAAGAAAAACAUUUAGUAUAAUACUUGUGUAUGCUCAUAUUUCUAUA